UCAAAUGCAGCAAGUUUUUGGCCAUGGAAGUUCCAGAUCGCAUCGAGGUAGUCCAGAAACUGAAUCUUUGCUACAAUUGUCUCCGAGGUAGCCACGCCGUACAUAAGUGCACCACGACUUCAUCCUGUAAGCAGUGUGGGCGCAGACAUCAUUCCCUCAUCCACAGAGCCAAACCGACUGGUCAAAACGCCCCCACAACCGGCAACAAUCCGUCACUCACACAUCAUGCUCAAACAUUCAACACAAUUGGCCAGACUCUCCUUGCAACUGCAAUUGUUCACGUUCGAGAUGUUGAAGGAGUUCAGCAACAAGUACGUGUCCUUCUGGAUGGCGGCUCUGAUACGCAUAUCAUUAGCCGAAAAUGCAUCAGACGCCUGGGGAUACGCUACAACAAAAAGCAAGCAUUGGUUACCGGGCUAUCUGAGGUACCGGUAGGCACAACCCAAGGCAUCGUGGACUUGGAAUUCAGCCCUCACUUCAACUCAUCGCUCAUCAUUGGAGCAAAGGAUACGUGUGUCAUGCACACGGUCACAACUCAUCUUCCUCUUCAUCCAUGCAACGCAAAUCUAAGUCAUCUCAACUCGCUCGAAUUAGCAGAUGAGACCUGGCACAACCCUGGAGAGAUCGACAUGCUGCUAGGAGCAUCUCUCUUCUAUGGCCUGAUCCGUGGUGACAAAAUCACUGGAGCAACAGGAGAACCCUUCGCCCUCAAUUCCGACCUAGGAUGGCUGGUGGUGGGUGAGGUAGAGAGCACAAAAAACAAUAAUCAUGCAUUUCAUGUUCAACUAAGUAAAAAUGAUGAAGCACCAACAAGAGUAGAGGUAUCAAAUGCUGAUUUGGACCAUCGUCUUACCACUUUUUGGGAACUUGAGACGUUACCAGAAGCCGUACCACUUACAGAAGAAGAGCAUACUUGUGUGGAGCACUUCCGCUCAACUCAUUCGCAGAGAGAUGAUGGGAAAUUCGUUGUUCAUCUUCCUUUUAAGUCCUAUCCACCCAACCUCGGCGAAUCACGCGACAUGGCAAUCCAACGACUGAAACAAUUAGAGCGACGCCUUGCCCGACAACCAGAAGUCAGUCAAGAGUACCACGCUUUUAUGAAGGAGUACCAGGAACUUGGUCACAUGGAAGAAGUUCCUCAAAAUGAAGUAAUGUCCAGCAACAAUUACUACAUCCCUCACCAUUACGUAUUGAAGGAGGAAAGUACAACUACCAAACUUCGGGUUGUAUUCGACGCCUCUGCUCGCACCACGAACGGCAAGUCUCUCAACGAUUGCUUAUUGGUUGGUCCCACUAUCCAAGAACCGCUGUUCAACAUUCUGCUACGAUUUCGCACACAUCCUGUCGCCUUCACUGCAGACAUUGCAAAGAUGUAUCGCCAGAUUUUAAUAAGAAAAUUGGACACCGACUACCAGCGCAUCGUGUGGAGAGAAAGCCCUGAACAUCCCAUCAAGGACUAUCGCCUACUUACCGUUACUUACGGCACCGGUCCUGCCCCCUACUUAGCCACUGCUGUCGUCGACCAACACGCCCAGAACCAUGCUGACGAAUUUCCUCUUGCAGCCGUAGUAGCCCGACGUGACUUAUACAUGGACGAUUGUAUGAGCGGAGCCGAAACGGUAAAAGAAGCAUUACUUCUUCAACAACAACUCCUCGACCUCAUGAAAUGUGGAGGAUUCGAACUACGUAAAUGGUCAUCCACCCACCCCGAAGUCACUGACGCUUUACCAGAAUCGCUACGUGAAACAAAGUCAGUAUUGUCCGUGGAACUUGGUCACACCAUCAAAGCACUGGGGAUAUACUGGCACCCGUCGACUGAUCAAUUCUUCUUCAAGAUUGAUAACCUCACGAGCACAGAGAAGAAAGUUCUUACAAAACGCUGCAUACUCUCAGACAUCGCCAAGAUUUUCGACCCUAUCGGCUGGUUGGCUCCCGUUGUCGUCACAGCUAAAAUCAUGAUGCAACAGUUAUGGAAAUUGGAGCUAGGAUGGGAUGAUCCAGUACCAGAAGAGAUUGAACGGAGUUGGAUCCACUACAAGUCGCAACUAAAACAAAUUGAAUCAAUUCGAAUUCCACGCUGUAUCAAACCUUCACCAACUUCCGACUGCCAGCUCGCCCUUCUAGGAUUUUCAGACGCAUCCGAAAAGGCCUACUCUGCGGUGGUGUACUUGGCUAGCUACUCAUCGUUCUCUCCUCCAAGCAUCGCCAUCGUCACGUCGAAAACACGCGUCGCCCCCGUCAAAACCGUGUCACUACCACGUUUAGAGCUCUGCGCUGCGGAACUUCUUGCCAAACUCAUGGAGAAAGUUCAGCAGGCUCUCCAUCUUCGAUACCAACACAUUAGUGGCUGGACUGAUUCCUCCACGACCUACGACUGGAUCCAAGGGUCACCAUCAAGGUGGCACCGAUUUGUGGCUAACAGAGUCACCAAAAUCCAAACCAGAAUACUUCCUUCGCAAUGGGGACACGUUUCUGGCAUCGACAAUCCAGCAGACUGCGCAUCGAGAGGAAUCGACCCUUCUACGCUUUCCGCCUUCAUGUUGUGGUGGAAGGGCCCCAGUUGGCUCAACAAUGGUAUUCCUUCUCUGGUCGUGCCGAUCCAUCGCGAUUCAACCAUCGACAUGGAGGAGAGAAAGGAACUCGUCGUCAACAAAGUCCAAGUACACCCCUUCUCUAUAAUCCUACAAAAUUCAUCCAACUUUUCCAAACUACUGCGAAUGACUGCUUGGAUGUACCGUUUCUCAAGAAAUAUCCAAUCACGCAUUUCAACUCGAAAAUUGUGCAGCCAAGUCAGUGGACCCCUACAUCCCGAAGAGAUCAACAAUGCCAUGGAAUAUUGGGUGCGUCUCACACAACAUCAAUAUUUCCCCUCUGACAUUCAAACCCUCAGUAAUUCUGAUAACCCUCAUGUGGGAGUAAAAAGCCAAAUCCUCGCAUUGAAUCCCUUUCUCGAUUCGUCUGGUCUCGUUCGAGUGGGAGGAAGAAUUAGCAAAUCAUCCCUUGCUUUUGACCAACGCCACCCCAUACUGCUGCCGAGGAAGAGUCAUCUUACUACCCUACUCAUCCGGUAUGAACACGAGAGAAACUUUCAUGCAGGACCACAACUCUUGCUGUCAAUUAUCCAAGCAAAAUACUGGAUAAUUCGUGGACGAGAUGCUAUUCGCCACCAAAUUCGCCAAUGUGUACCAUGCACAAAACAGAGAGCUACAACAAUGCAACAACUCAUGGCUGACCUACCAAAGUUUCGAGUGACCCCAGCCAGAGUAUUCACCAAAUGUGGAGUGGAUUACGCCGGCCCGUUUUUGCUAAAGCCAAUGUUACCACGUAGCAAGACAACCGUCAAGUCCUACAUGUGCCUAUUCGUCUGCUGUGUGACUCGAGCUGUUCACUUGGAACUCGUCAGCAGCUUGUCGACAGAGGCCUUCAUCGCAUCAUUACGACGAUUCAUCGCACGAAGGGGACGGCCUUCUGACAUCUACUCAGACUGCGGAACAAAUUUUGUUGGUGCCAAUCGCGAACUCCGAGAAUUGACAGCUCGCUUUGCCAAUUCAUCUCACAACCAAGAAGUAUCAAACCAGCUAGCAAAUGAAGGGAUUCAGUGGCACUACAACGCCCCUGGAAGUCCACAUCACGGAGGAAUCUGGGAAGCUGGAGUCAAGUCGGUAAAGUACCAUCUCAUCCGAACUUUUGGCACAACCCAACUCAACUUUGAAGAGAUGAGUACCACAUUUAUCCAAAUAGAAGCUCUACUGAAUUCCCGACCCAUAACUCAAGAAUCGAGUGACCCAAGUGACCUGUCUGCUCUAACUCCAGGCCACUUCCUGAUUGGAGCCCCACUCACCGCUGCGCCCGAUUCCGACCUCAGCCAUCUUAACGCCGGUCGACUCAACCGCUGGCAACUCAUCCAACAAUUGUACCAGUCAUUCUGGCGGAGGUGGUCAUCCGAGUACCUCACUCGCCUUCAACAACGCCCCAAGUGGAUGAAAGAACACAAAGACAUUGCAAUUGGAGAUUUAGUCACAAUCAAGGACGAAAAUAUGCCCCCCAUGCGCUGGCGCCUAGGACGUGUAGUCGAAUUGCAUCCAGGAACCGAUGGUCACACCAGAAUUGUUACACUAAAAACCAAGGAUGGAACUUUAAAACGACCAAUUGUGAAAUUGUGUUUACUGCCAGUUCAAGGUGAAGAUUCAAAUAAUGACUCUUAGUGUUGAAAUGGUGCCACUUCAAGGUCCGGGGAAUGAUCGGUUUCAUAAGUUAUUAUUUUACAUUUACUGUCCACCCAAUUCGUUUGCAUCCAAGGACAUUACGAGAUUUUAUAACCAUUUGUAAUCUUAUUCUCAAGUUCAGUCUUUUCUUGAUUCUUUGACCUGAUGUACAUGUCGCCGUCUCAAUUAUACAAAUAUUUUAUCUUACUUAAUAUGUACUUCUCAAUUUUACCUUUUCUAAUUGUAUGAAAGGACAAAAUACCGAUAUGAUAACAUAAUGUGUCUCCUUACUUCUUAUCAAAUUAUCCUAAUUCAAUUAACCUUCAAAAUGUAAUUUAACCAAUGCUCAACCAAUAUUCUUGGCCACUCUUCUCAAGCUUACCUUACGAGCCACAUCAGCCCAAUUCAUUUUAAGUUCUAACCAUUUUUAUGUAUGACAAGGCUUGUUUUUUUUUUUUUUUUUAAACUGAAGUAAAACACAUUGAGCAAAAUUAACUUAACAAGCUGUCCGAGAACUCUUAAUUUCCUAAAAAGUCUGUCCUUCUCAAAACCACGCCAUCAUCAUCACAAAAUCUUCCAUCCUCAAAUCACACCCACAUCAUUUACAUUCAUUAAAAUUUAUAUUACGACAAAAUUUGUAACUUUUAAUAAGUUCUGCGACUUGAUUUAUAAUCAUGAGGUAAGUUUUCUUCUUCAACUAUUUGCUGCAGCAAUUAUGUUAAAUAUAUACAUGUAUUUGGCAGUGGUGAUGGCGACGAUGGCGAUGAUCGGGUGGAAUUGGAGGUGGGACGGGUUCCUCUGCGUGAAGAACUGCGUCCUUUGCCCAAUUUUAGUGGUGGUAGUGAUGGUGGCCAGGUUGAGGCGGAUUUGGAUCUCUGGCAGCGUGUCGUUGAGCUUGACGACGGUGAACAACCGGGCACCUCUUCUAGUCUGAAGUGAUUGAAAUCUCUCUCCGAAAUCGCACUCCGAGGAAGAGGAUGAGGAGGAAAACUACUUCCGGUCACUGCGAAGGAAGACCUCGUCUGCUGAUGAUGAAGCUGUUGUUGCGGAAAGCAA
Molecule: messenger RNA, 5261 nt
Organism: Folsomia candida
Lineage: Eukaryota; Metazoa; Arthropoda; Collembola; Entomobryomorpha; Isotomidae
Product: stress response protein nst1
Exons: 3
Coding region: 24-4205 (1393 amino acids)
Biological process (GO): DNA integration
Molecular function (GO): nucleic acid binding
Source: RefSeq, a predicted model, not a curated record